Messenger RNA from Numida meleagris (helmeted guineafowl), 2410 nucleotides. It is a transcript of the gene DTWD1, whose product is annotated as DTW domain containing 1. The record is from RefSeq and is a predicted model, not a curated record. Gene Ontology annotation, cellular component: nucleus. The transcript is spliced from 4 exons. Lineage: Eukaryota; Metazoa; Chordata; Aves; Galliformes; Numididae. Gene Ontology annotation, biological process: tRNA modification. Gene Ontology annotation, molecular function: tRNA-uridine aminocarboxypropyltransferase activity. The coding region runs from base 293 to 1216 and encodes 307 amino acids.
CCUGCCCAUAGAAAAAAAAUAAAAUAGAAAAGUGAAUAGGUUAAGUUAUCUGGGUAAAAUGAUCAGAGUAUGUGCAUUAAGAAUACAGAUCUCAAGUUCUCUCUGGCUGUUUAUAUGCUCCUGAAGUCUGCUUGGAGUUUUUGGUGCUACAAUAACUGGAUCAGAUGAUUGUGCUUUUUUUUGUUACAGAAAAUACAUUUGCUGAUAGGAUCAUAUAGAAUAAUCUCUUAUAAAUUAUACUAUAACAGAUCUUUACUUAACAGAUAAACCACAUUGUCUGUUUCAGCUAACCAUGUCUUUAAAUUCAUCUACAAUUCUAAAUGAAGAAAACCCUCAAGGACCAAAAAGAAAUAUUGCAUGUUUGGGAAGUCUAGAACUGCAGACUCCAUCAUCAUUUCAAGAUAACCCGCUUCAAAAAUUACAGUUAGCAUCACAGGAAGUACUUGAAAAGGCAAAAAAAAGUGGGAGAUCAAAAUGCCCACGAUGCAGUAGUUCAAGGAUGUUUUAUUGUUAUACAUGCUUUGUUCCUGUUGAAACUGUCCCUACCACAGAAAUUCCAACAGUGAAGUUACCUUUGAAGAUUGACAUUAUUAAACACCCAAAUGAAACUGAUGGCAAGAGCACUGCUGUGCAUGCUAAGCUCCUGGCACCUGAUGAUGUUACAAUUUACAAGUACCCUUGCAUUCCAGAAUACAAAGAAAAAAGACAUGAAGUAGCACUUAUCUUUCCUGGCCCCAGUUCAGUCUCAGUAAAAGACAUCGCUUUCCAUCUCCAAAAAUACUCCAGGAAAGGCGUUUGUGAUGAAGACGAUGACUGCUCCAAAGAGCCAUUUCUUAAGAAAGCAAGAAUAGAGCCUAAAGAAGAAAAAGAUUUAAAUGAAUGCAUCUCAAGCAAUGUGAAUGAAUGCAAUAAACUGAAGAAAAUAAUAUUUAUUGACAGUACCUGGAAUCAAACUAACAAAAUAAUAACUGAUGAAAGACUUCAAGGGUUACUACAAAUUGAGUUGAAAACAAGGAAAACUUGCUUUUGGCGUCAUCAGAAAGGAAAGCCAGAUACAUACCUUUCCACAAUAGAAGCAAUUUAUUAUUUCUUCGUAGAUUAUCACCAAGAGAUUUUGAAAGAGAGCUACAAAGGACAAUAUGAUAAUCUGCUUUUUUUCUUUUCAUUUAUGUACAAGUUGAUUAAAAAUGCCAAGUGUGGCGCAGGAAAGGAAUAAACUGUCUGCCUGUAGGUAACAACCUUUUAUUUUCUUUUGUAACGAUGAUCUAUCGUAAUAAUGUAAUUCUACCUAACUGAAAUCUGGAAACAGAUGGUCAUGGCUAAGGCUUUUCCUCUAAAAGUAACCUUGUGUAUGCAUGACAUGCACACAUAAGGCUGCAGAACUACUCAGAUGAGCAGGUCUGAUGUAAAUUAUCUAUUUGAAAAAAAUUAAAGGUUUACUAAAUACUGUACUGUAGUAUUUGAACCUGAUCUGCUAAUCACAAUGAAUUUCUUCAGGUGGGGAUUGGAGGAGUUGGCCCUCAUCCCGUAUGGAUCUCUCUAGCUCUAAAAAAGGAAUUUGCAUGCUAGCUUCUGUUAUUAUUUAUGUUUUGGAUGUUUCGUAUGUUUUAUCUGGUAAGAUUGAUUUCAGUUGCAUGACUUCAAAAACUUACUGAAGUUAUUAGGACGGUAUUUAAUAGAGGAUUGGGGACAACAGUAAAUGAAAAGCCACAUUGAGUAAAUGGAGUAUAAAUUACAUACUUGAUGAUUGAUUCUAGAAAAUUGUCCUUGUAAUAGAAAAAAGACAUUUCUUUAAACAUCAUUGUACAGUGCAUGAUUUCUGUAGUACCAUUCACGUACUGUUGGUUUAAAAUUAUUCUCGAUUUCCUGGAUAAUUGUAGACUUCUUCAAACAGAAUUCAGGUGUUUAUGUAAGAUUGUUUUUAUUUUGGGGAGCACUCACUUCUAUCAUUAUGGCAUAUCAUAGUAAAAUUUUGUAGAUGUAUUUUCUUGUAUUCUAAGCAGCAGAAAGGGCUCAUUGCACACUUGGAGCUAUCUGAAAAUGUAGAUCUUUUUUCAGGAACUAAGCUAAAAAUACAGAGACAAGAAAUAUGAUAGAUUGUGGUUCUGACCUCAGCGUUCCUGACAGGACUUCCUUAAAUUAGGCAGACUGUGAAUCUACUGUUAUUUCUUCUGCAGCAUUGUGCAGAUUUGCAUGGCAUAAAUAAGACUUCGUCUUCUUGCUGGUAUGCGCAGCACUGCUGGCAGAGUCAUCAUGUGUGAGUGUAAUUCUGUGUGUGCCUUUGCCAAGCUCUAGCAGUAAAGGUAGCGCUGGCAGAGAUACUGGAUCUGUUAUUUUACAAGCAGAAUUGUACAAAUCUAUUUUUAUCAUACUAGGUUGUUCUGCCAAAUAAAAUUAUGUUGGUAAAAAA